Talaromyces marneffei is the source of this 516-nucleotide messenger RNA. RefSeq lists its product as uncharacterized. NCBI's taxonomy places the organism in Eukaryota, Fungi, Ascomycota, Eurotiomycetes, Eurotiales, Trichocomaceae. The transcript has a single exon. Bases 1 to 516 code for a protein of 171 amino acids. The record is from RefSeq and is a predicted model, not a curated record.
AUGGCCAAGUGGUUGUUUCUGAACGGACCGAAGAAUCAGCAGGAGAACCAUCAACAACAGCUUGAAACGGCAUCAGGAAUGCGGUUUGUCCAUUCUGUCAAUCCUCCAAACUAUGAGUCUGUGAUUCAUCCUCAGGCGAAUGCUUCGGGAGGUAUUCAGAUCAACCAUACAGAAAACGGCACUCAAGUUAUCACCGUGUCUCGGCACGUAUGUGCUGAAUCUGUACCCGAAUCUUCUGUUACCGAGGACUGUGAGGGGAACGACGCAGAUACUGUGAACUCUGAAGGGAAGACAGAAGAUAACGAGGAUGAUAUCUCCAAUCAGAAACAGCAGGAACAGCGACGUGAGGAAGCAAACUCUCGUUCAACCUCUAAGUCUGUAAUCCCUCGAUCCAUGUCUUCGGCAGUUGUUCAGAACAACGCCGGAGAAGGGAUUCAGGUCAAUACCAUUUUUCAUUCGGGUACUGGGUACCACUUUAUGGGUUGUCAGUUCAAUGAGAAGGUGUAUUUUCGUUAA